This is a messenger RNA of Arachis ipaensis, 555 nucleotides long. The record is from RefSeq and is a predicted model, not a curated record. NCBI's taxonomy places the organism in Eukaryota, Viridiplantae, Streptophyta, Magnoliopsida, Fabales, Fabaceae.
AUGAUUAGUGAAACCACUGAGCAAAUAAAGAAAAUCCGUAGUCAAAUGCUUGUGGCUCAAAGCCGUCAGAAAAGCUAUGCUGACCAAAGGCGGAAGCCUUUAGAAUUUGAGGAAGGAGAACAUGUCUUCCUGAAGGUUACUCCGACCACUGGAAUAAGGAGAUCCAUCAAAACUAAGAAGUUAAAUCCCCGUUAUAUUAGGCCGUUUGAAAUCCUGAAGAGAAUUGGACCAGUGGCGUAUAGGAUCGCUUUACCACCACAUCUUUUGAGCCUGCAUGAAGUGUUUCAUGUAUCGCAGCUUCAUAAAUACACUUUUGAUCCUAGUCAUGUCCUAGAACCGGAAUCAGUCCAAGUGAGAGAAGAUCUGAUGCUUCCAGUAACUCUGGUUAAGAUCAAUGAUACCAGCAUUAAGCGUUUACGCGGGAAAGAGGUUUCUUUUGUGAAAGUAGCUUGGAGCUGGGCUGGAAUUGAAGAACAUACCUGGGAGCUUGAAUCCGAGAUGCGGAAGGAUUACCCACACCUCUUUUCAGAUGGUGACAGCGUGGAUGAAGAGUGA